AUGCUCUUUGAUGGGUCAGCCACGGAGCUUGUACGCCUCCUCGCCGUCCCUGUCCGGCCUCAGAAUCCCCCGGAGACAGCCUCCGCGACACCAACACAGACCCGAAAUGGCUGCUGUGCUACCAAGGACAUGGAUGGGAUGAAGGAGCACCCAAACCGGAAAGCGGACACCGAAGUGAUGACCAGCUCCUCACAAUGCCACAAGCGAGCAAAAACCCAAGACGGCCAUAACAGAGCCGACACCGACCACUCCAUGAUCAACCACUCCGUUACCGACAGCCUCGUCAUCGACCGCCCCGUCACCUUUUCUACCCUUCCUCCCGAAGUGCAUCGGCUCAUCUUUACCCAUAUCGAAUGCAUCGAUGACGUGUUUCGACUGGGCCUCGCGAAUCGGUACUUGUGGUCGAUCGGUCGAGAACACAUGCACGACUAUUACAUGUCGUUCCUCGGACGAUGGGCCAACGAGCAUAUUGUCUGCGUGGGAGAGGAUGUCAAGCCGGGCGACUAUCCUCCCGGCUUGUUUUCGGCUCAGGAGCUAGACUUGUUGCGUCAAAAGACAAGCGACAUACCGUACGACUGGGACGUUGACUGGGACGAUGUGGCGUUUCCGAAUGUGCCCUUCACGCUUCACCACUUCACUUUUCCCAGUAUUUCCACCCAAGAAGAAGACGUUUCUCUGUUCGGCAAGUCGCUGGCUUUGGCUGGCCUCUUUCACGACUUGGACAUCUCCAAGGAUCCCGCUUACGAUUACAUACGUUCAGAGAUGCUGGUCAAACAGGAGACCUACUUUCCCCAAGACCAGCAGUGGAUUCUUCGAAACUUGACGACAAAGCAGUUCGUCCGCUCGGAAGCCAUUGCCCUGAAGCCAGAAUGCAUCCACGGACCCGACAUCAGUGUCUUGGGUUUCGGUGAGGUCGUCAUGUCGCGUAUAUGCUGGUCGACAUCCUCAUUCACUAGUAUGAGCGAUACGGUCGAUAUCUCGAGGGGUACAUGGGCAGGGCUAGACUAG
Podospora anserina S mat+ is the source of this 1008-nucleotide messenger RNA. RefSeq lists its product as uncharacterized. The transcript has a single exon. NCBI's taxonomy places the organism in Eukaryota, Fungi, Ascomycota, Sordariomycetes, Sordariales, Podosporaceae. Bases 1 to 1008 code for a protein of 335 amino acids. The record is from RefSeq and is a predicted model, not a curated record.